AGACUAACAACAAGGACUUGGCGCUAUGCGCCUCUACUUCCCAACCCCGUUUUCCUGUAUACGAGGUAGACAUGUCACUGCCUUCAAACGGCGUAUAAAUCCCGUCUUCUACAGCCAAUGCCAUAUCCUCUGCAGAAAUAGCGCACGACAUGCAUCAACAUCAGCAUAUAACAAUAGCCAGACCGUCGACAUCCCCGUCGGAAACAGUGGAUAUAUCUCCCUUCAAAUAACCCACCCCGUCGCUUCCCCGGCGCAAACCCGCGGAAACGUGAUCAUCCAUCUCCCACCAGGACCUGUCUUCGCGCAAGCAUCCCCAGAUGCAAAAGAAUACAGAGAUGGCCAACCCACCAUCGCCUCUCACCGCGACACCACCCCCCAAACCCUGGCAUCCAUCACCUCUUCAACAGUAGUAACAAUCAACUACCGCCUCGGACCCCUCCUCAACACACUAAACACAGCACCAACCAACCCCGAAUCCCUACCUUCACCCACCAACCAUCUAUUCCAAUACCCGACCCCCAUCCACGACACACUCGCUGGCCUCGACUACAUCCAGCAAACCCUCACCCCGCAACGCCUAUCCAUCAUAGGCACGCACGUCGGCGGCUCCCUCGCACUCAUGCUCUCACUCACCGAAUCCCAAUCCAUCCACGCCAUCGCAGCCCUCGACCCGAUCUGCGACUGGACGGCUCUUGACGAGCACUGUCAUCAAUCCCCCCCGGCCAAUCAUGGGGAUGAUAAUCCCAACAACAAAAACAACAACAACAACAAUACAACCCCCUUACACCCCUCACGCAAACGCGGUCCCCGCUCCCCCGCACCCUGGGAUCUAAUGCCGCUCCUCGAGGCCCGGAGGGCGUAUUUCACCACUCCGGAACGGUACUUCGAUGCGUUUGCUUCUCCGAUGCUGUUUCUUAGGUCGGCGGGGAAGCUCGUUCCGAGGUUUUUCCCGGAGUAUGAUACCGGGGCUGGGUAUCCGGUUCCUGUGCUGAAGGCUAGACCUACAUCUCCUAAAGGGUUGGGGGAGGGAGAUGAUGAUAGGGCUGCUGAUUGGUGGGAGGCAUAUUCGAGGUUAGAUGAGCAGAGGGACGGCGCGCGGAUUACGGAUUGGGAUGCGGACGCGGAUAUGGAUGGCGAGGGGGAAGCGGAGGCGGAGGAGGUUAAUGUUCGGAGGAGAAAGGCGCUUUCGAGGUGGCCGCCUUUCGGGUUGGAUUAUGGGCUUAGUGGGGAUAGAAAGAGGAAGGGGAAGGGGGAGGGGGAGGGGAGGACGCCGGAUCGGGAGGUGAGGGAGUUGGAGAUGACUCUUCCGUGGGUGAGGGUUUUGAGUCGCCAAUGUCGGGGUAGUAAGGGCAUGGGGAGAGGGCGUCCUGUCAAGGGUGAGACUGUGCUGUCUGCGCAGGCGAGUGAGAUGGUGGAUGUUAUGCGUCGGGCUUGUUUCUGGGGAAGGGAGAGGGGGUUCGCGGAGGAGAGAGUCACGCUUGAUAAGGUGCCGGGGGAGGAGUGGGUUGGUCCUGCGGAGAAGAGGGCGGGGGAGUGGGUGAGGGGGAUUAUGGAGGUGGAUGAUUAG
Molecule: messenger RNA, 1567 nt
Organism: Aspergillus heteromorphus CBS 117.55
Lineage: Eukaryota; Fungi; Ascomycota; Eurotiomycetes; Eurotiales; Aspergillaceae
Exons: 2
Coding region: 26-1567 (513 amino acids)
Source: RefSeq, a predicted model, not a curated record